Aspergillus aculeatinus CBS 121060 is the source of this 6529-nucleotide messenger RNA. Its product is annotated as DNA-directed RNA polymerase III core subunit RPO31. Gene Ontology annotation, biological process: DNA-templated transcription. The record is from RefSeq and is a predicted model, not a curated record. Gene Ontology annotation, molecular function: GTPase activity; GTP binding; DNA binding. The transcript is spliced from 4 exons. Lineage: Eukaryota; Fungi; Ascomycota; Eurotiomycetes; Eurotiales; Aspergillaceae. The coding region runs from base 42 to 6380 and encodes 2112 amino acids.
CCACCAUCACACUUCACUCCCAUGCAAGUGCAGACCUCCCAAUGCGAGGAUGCCUGCAGUUAGCCAGGUGGCUGAGCGCAGCGCCAAAGGGUUCUGCUGCUAGCCUACUCCAGCCGCCAUUCGGCCUUUCUUCCUCCGUUCGGUUUUUCGCCAACUCCGCAUCACGCUCCGCCAGAGGCUCCACUGUCCAUAAAUCGGAUCUCGAGAACAGAAUCGCCGCUAUACCGAUCGAUCGAUACCGCAAUUUUUGCAUCGUUGCCCACGUCGACCAUGGAAAGAGCACGUUGUCCGACCGGUUGCUGGAAUUGACGGGUACGAUCCAACCUGGGAGUAAUAAGCAGGUGCUGGACAAGCUCGAUGUGGAACGGGAACGUGGUAUCACGGUCAAGGCGCAGACAUGUACGAUGAUCUAUAACCAUGAGGGGGAGGAUUACCUGCUCCAUCUUGUUGAUACCCCGGGCCAUGUGGACUUCCGUGCGGAGGUCUCGCGCAGUUACGCCAGUUGCGGAGGCGCCUUGCUCUUGGUUGAUGCCAGUCAGGGCAUCCAGGCGCAAACCGUUGCCAACUUCUAUCUCGCUUUCUCGCAAGGUCUGGAGUUGAUCCCUGUCAUCAACAAAGUGGAUCUGCCCUCGGCCGAGCCCCAGCGUGCUCUGGAGCAGAUGAAGCAUUCUUUUGAACUGGACACGGAGAGCGCAGUGUUGGUCUCGGCUAAGACUGGCCUCAACGUGGAGCAGCUGCUUCCUACAGUUGUCGAUAAGAUUCCAGCCCCUGUCGGUGACUUCACCAAGCCCCUGCGUAUGCUCCUCGUCGAUUCCUGGUACGAUUCCUACAAGGGUGUUAUCUGCUUGGUCCGUGUGUUCGAUGGCGAGAUCCGAGCGGGAGAUCAGCUUGUUUCUUUCGCUACGGGACUCAAGUAUUACGUCGGCGAAGUCGGCAUCAUGUACCCGAAUGAGACCCCACAGACGGUGCUCCGUGCUGGCCAAGUUGGCUACAUCUACUUCAACCCGGGCAUGAAGCGGAGUAAGGAAGCCAAGAUUGGUGAUACGUACACAAAAGUGGGAUCGGAAAAGCUUGUGGAACCGCUACCGGGUUUUGAAGAACCUAAGUCGAUGGUUUUCGUGGCCGCCUACCCUGUCGAUGCAGAUCAUUUCGAGCACCUGGAGGACAGUAUCAAUCAGCUCAUGUUGAAUGACAGAAGUAUUACAGUGCAGAAGGAGUCCUCGGAGGCUUUGGGUGCCGGUUUCCGCUUGGGCUUCCUGGGAACUCUUCACUGCUCUGUUUUCGAGGAUCGUCUGCGCCAGGAGCACGGAGCCAGUAUUAUCAUCACUCCCCCGUCAGUUCCCGUGAAGAUCGUGUACAAGGACGGCAGAGAGGAGAUCAUCAGUAACCCGGCCAAGUUCCCCGACGACGAAUCAGCACGCGCGAAGGUCCUGGAAUUCCAUGAGCCCUACGUUACGGCCACUCUGACUUUCCCGGAUGAGUACCUAGGAAAGGUCAUCGAACUCUGUGAAAACAACCGUGGAGAGCAGAAGAGCCUCGAGUACUUCACGUCUACUCAGGUUAUUCUUAAAUAUGAACUUCCAUUGGCGCAGUUGGUCGACGACUUCUUCGGUAAGCUCAAGGGUAACACGAAGGGCUAUGCCUCUCUGGAUUACGAAGAGUCGGCCUGGAGACCGAGCAGUAUUGUCAAGCUGCAGCUGUUGGUCAACAAAGCCCCUGUGGAUGCUGUCGCUCGCAUCGUCCACUACAGCCAAGCGGAUCGACUUGGUCGUCAAUGGGUGACGAAAUUCAAGGAGCAUGUGGACCGCCAACUUUUCGAGAUCAUCAUCCAGGCAGCUGUUGGGCGCAAGGUCGUGGCUCGUGAAACCGUGAAGCCCUAUCGGAAGGAUGUCCUGGCCAAGCUUCAUGCUAGUGAUGUCAGUCGACGCCGCAAGCUGUUGGAGAAGCAGAAGGAGGGUCGCAAGAGACUCCGGGCUGUGGGCAAUGUGUCACUGUCAUCUUGCCAUGAUCAUCAUUUGACCACCGUGAUGCAGCCUCCAGAAGGUGUGCAGGUCGACCUGGGCAAGGCCCAGGUCAUUGACCGCGUCCCCAAAGUCAUCAAGGAACUGAAGUUCGGUGUCCUGUCCAACGACGACAUCGUCAGCCAAGGUGUGGUGGAAGUUUCCGACCGGAAAUUCUUCGAUCUCGAACAUGACCGAGCCGUAGUCGCCAAUGGCCCCCUCGACGCGCGCAUGGGUAUUUCGAACAAGACCUCGACAUGCCAAACCUGUGGUGGCGCCCUCCAGGUCUGUAACGGACACUUCGGUCACGUCAGACUCGUCCUGCCUUCCUUCCACGUCGGUUACUUCAAGCGAGUCAUUACCAUUCUCCAGGAAAUCUGCAAAGAAUGCUCCCACAUCCUCCUCCCCGAAGCCGAUCGCCGUGCCUUCCUCCGCGAAAUGCGUCGCCCCGGCCUGGACAACUUGCGACGGAUGCAGAUUGCGAAGCGCAUCAACGAGCGGUGCAAGAAGACCCGCAACUGCGAGCACUGCGGUGCCGUGAACGGUGUGGUCAAGAAGGCCGGUACCAGCGCGCUGAAGAUUACCCACGACAAAUUCCGUGCCUUCAACGCCUCGACUUCCGUCAAGAAGGUGCCCCCGCCCAGCAAGAUUGUCUUUGACCGGUCUUUCGACGAAGCGCGUACAUCAAAUGCCGAGGUCGAAAAGCAUUACAAGAAGGCCCAGGAUGAUAUGAACGCCCUGCGCGUGCUGAACCUGUUUAAGAAAAUUUCCGAUACGGAUUGUGAAUUGCUGGGUCUAGACCCGAAGGAGGCUAGACCAGAGAUGUUUCUCUGGCAGUUCAUCCCUGCUCCUCCAGUCUGUAUCCGUCCCUCCGUUGGUCAAGACGCGGCCUCGACUGAGGACGAUUUGACUGCCAAGUUGGGAGAUAUUGUCCAGAGUAACAUUAACCUCAAGAAUGCGCUGCUGAAGGGUGCGCCAGUGCAGACCAUCAUGGAGUGUUGGGACUACAUGCAGCUGCAGAUUGCCGUGUACAUCAACAGUGACGUUCCGGGUUUGAACAAGGCAGAUUUGGGAAAGCCCAUUCGCGGUUUUGUACAGCGCUUGAAGGGAAAACAGGGUCGUUUCCGUGGUAAUUUGUCUGGAAAGCGUGUCGACUUCUCCGGCCGUACGGUCAUUUCUCCCGAUCCUAACUUGCGCGUCGACGAGGUCGCUGUUCCUGAGCUUGUGGCGAAGAACAUGACCUACCCGGAAGUCGUGACUCGCUACAACAAGGAGAAGCUGCAGCAGAGAGUCCGGAACGGAACGAAGAAGUGGCCUGGAGCGAACUAUAUCACCAAGAAGGGUCAGACGUUCAAGCUUUUCCUCAAGUAUGGUAACUUGAACAUGAUCGCCGACCAGCUCCAGGAGGGAGAUGUUAUCGAGCGUCAUAUUGAGGAUGGUGAUAUUGUUCUGUUCAACCGCCAACCGUCCCUGCACAAACUCAGUAUCCUUUCCCACUUUGCGAAAGUCCGCCCGCACCGGACUUUCCGUCUCAACGAGUGUGUCUGCAACCCUUACAACGCUGAUUUCGACGGUGACGAGAUGAACUUGCACGUUCCCCAGACGGAAGAAGCGCGCGCUGAAGCCAUGGAACUCAUGGGUGUCAAGAACAACUUGGCCACACCCAAGAACGGAGAGCCUAUUAUUUCUGCUAUCCAGGAUUUCAUCAGUGCUGCUUACGUCCUCAGUAGCAAGGACAACUUCUUCGAUCGUCGCUCGUUCACCCAGAUCUGUCUUUACAUGCUUGGUCCUCAAACCCGCUUCGAUCUUCCCCCACCCUCCGUGCUGAAACCCCAGAUGUUGUGGACUGGAAAGCAAGUCUUCAAUAUCCUCAUGCGCCCGAACAAGGAUGACCCAUGCUUGGUCAACCUGGAUGCCGCUUGCAGAGAGUUCAAGAUGCCGAAGGAUGGUAGACCCAAGGAUCUCGACCCCAAGGAUGGUUGGCUCGUCAUUCGUAAUUCCGAGGUCAUGUGUGGUGUGAUGGAUAAGUCCACUAUCGGUUCCGGAAAGAAGGACAACGUGUUCUACAUCAUGCUGAGAGAUUACGGUCCAGCGGCGGCUGCCGAGGGUAUGAACCGCUUGUCAAAAUUGUCGGCCCGUUGGUUUACAAACAUGGGCUUCUCCAUCGGUAUCACCGACGUAUAUCCCAGCGAGAAGCUGUUGCGCUCGAAACACGACUUGGUCGAGACUGCAUACGCAGCCUGUGACGAGGUCAUUGCCAAGUACAAGGCUGGCACACUUGAGAAGUAUCCUGGUUGUGACGAGUUGCAAACCAUGGAGAACCAGCUGUCUGGUAUUCUCAGUAAGGUCCGUCAACAGGCUGGUGACGAGUGUAUCGCUCAACUGAGCAAGUACAACUCUCCUCUGAUCAUGGCCACGUCCGGAUCGAAGGGUUCUAGCAUCAACGUGUCUCAGAUGGUUGCCCUUGUCGGUCAGCAGAUUAUUGGUGGCCAACGUGUGCAGGACGGCUUCCAAGACCGAACCUUGCCUCAUUUCCCGAAGAAUGCCCGUCAGCCUCCAUCGAAGGGUUUCGUGCGGAACAGUUUCUUCUCGGGUCUCACCCCUACGGAGUUCAUCUUCCACGCCAUGUCCGGUCGUGAAGGUCUGGUCGAUACUGCCGUCAAGACGGCCGAAACCGGUUACAUGUCUCGUCGGUUGAUGAAAUCCCUGGAAGAUCUUUCCACCAGGUACGAUGAUACCGUCCGCAACUCGUCCGCAGCGAUUGUCCAGUUCCAGUAUGGUGACGACAAGCUGGAUCCGGUGGAUAUGGAGGGCAAGGCCAAGCCCGUUCACUUUGACCGGACUUUCAUCCAUUCAGAAUCCAUCACUUAUUCGAAUGACGAGCCGAGUCUGCUUCCUGCUGAAAUCAUGGAAGUCUGCGAGGAGAUGCUGUCGAAAGAAUGUGCCAAGCUGGUACGGAAGGAUUUGAUGGGCAACACUCUGGCUUACAUGGACCGCAGUGACCACGGCAUUGACCAAUUUGAGAGUGCCCGUGAUUUCCUCGAGUCCAUCCAGCAGUACGUUGCGACCAAGGCGGACAAGCUGAUUUCUCGCGGUGGUGACAUCGAUCCCUCUGAUGAAAGAAGUCAAAAGGGUCUGAACCACACGGGCAAGCUGACUGAGCGCACCCUGCGGACUUUCAUCACUGAGUGCUUGAUGAAGUACAAGAAGGCUCAGGUUGAAGCCGGCCAUGCUGUUGGUGCCGUCGGUGCGCAGUCUAUCGGUGAGCCCGGUACGCAGAUGACGUUGAAGACUUUCCACUUUGCUGGUGUCGCCGGUAUGAGUAUCACUCAGGGUGUCCCCCGUAUUAAGGAAAUCAUCAACGCCUCCAAGGAGAUCAGUACGCCUGUCGUUGCUUGCGAGCUGGUCACCAAGGACAACAUCAUUGCCGCCCGUAUUGUCAAGGGUCGUAUUGAGCAGACGUAUCUUCGCGACAUUAUCCACUACGUUCGCGAGACAUGGACUGGCAAGGAAGCUUACAUCACCGUCAAGAUCAACUGGAAGACUAUCCAGGAUCUGGCGCUGGAGCUGAAGAUCGAGAACAUUCUGGCUGCGAUCAAGAACCACAAGCGAUUCAAGGCGGACGAUCUCAAGUUCCGAUGCUCGCGCUCACACAUCCACGUCUACAUGGAUGUUGAGCCGUCUAGCAAAGCAUCUCUAUCCAAAACCGAGAUUGCGCACACGAGUGCGGAUCCUUUCCUGCGGUUGAAGCAUCUGAAGCGGAUGCUCCCUGAUAUCCAGGUGCUUGGUCACCCCCAGGCCUACCGUGCGAUUAUCCGAACGGAUGAGACGUCGACCACCAACACCCUUCUGGUGGAAGGCUACGGGUUGAGAGCGUGUAUGACCACGAUGGGUGUAGACGGUCUUCGCACGACUACCAACAACAUCAUGGAGACGCGCGAAGUGCUCGGUAUUGAAGCGGCCCGGUCGACGAUCGUCCAGGAAAUCAGCGAGGUCAUGAAGGACAUGGACAUUGAUCCCCGACACAUGCAGCUUCUGGCCGACGUCAUGACCUACAAGGGUGAAGUUCUGGGUAUUACGCGAUUCGGUCUCGCCAAGAUGCGUGACUCGGUCCUGCAGCUGGCGUCCUUCGAAAAGACCGCCGACCAUCUGUUCGAUGCCGGUGGUGCCGGCCGGACGGAUCUGAUCGAGGGUGUGUCCGAGUGUAUCAUCAUGGGCAAGACGGUGUCGCUGGGUACCGGUGCGAUGGAAGUUGUACGCAAGAUGAACUUCUUCGAGGGCCAGAUUGGGCCGAGGAAGACGACGUUCGAAGACGCGUGGACGGAUGUCUACGAGGCACCUCAGGAGCGGGCGCGAGCGAAGCGCAAGGCGCGGGCUUGAGGCCGGGAAGGGGCUUGUAUAAAAGGGAUUUGAUUCUGGACACGGAAAAGUCGGUCGCAUACCAGGCGUUUAGUAGUGUACUGUACAGUCAUGAUUUAGCGAUUACCGCGAGGUAGGCGGCUGUCUUGUAUUUUACGAGCAGACGAAAG